Molecule: messenger RNA, 1164 nt
Organism: Carya illinoinensis
Lineage: Eukaryota; Viridiplantae; Streptophyta; Magnoliopsida; Fagales; Juglandaceae
Product: protein FAR1-RELATED SEQUENCE 5-like
Exons: 3
Coding region: 1-1164 (387 amino acids)
Source: RefSeq, a predicted model, not a curated record
AUGAAACCUCCAACUCCUAUCAACAAUUCAAGCUCCACUACAUGCAGAGUAGUUGGUUCAGAGGAUAAUAGACUUGAUGGUGGGGAAACUGAAGUGCCAUGUGGAUCUCCUAGAGUUGAAGCAAACACUUUUGAGCUUAGACCAAAUCCUACGGAAACUGAUGAUGGCAGUGUCGGGACAUCUUUGAAUGUCCAAGUGGAUGAUGAUGAUACGACUGAGGAGCCAAAAUUGGGUGAUGACAAAUGGGUUGAGAGAGGAGAAGAUGAGUCUGCUAGAUAUGUCACCCUUGCUUGUGCCCGAGGUGGGAAGGCCUGGAAUAGGACAUUAAAUGUUGCCAACCCAUGCCCGAUAGGAAAGACAGAAUGUAAGGCAAAGAUUAAUGCCUUAAGGCAAGAUGGAGUGUUUCGGCUGACGACAACACAUAAUAUCCAUAACCACGGUCUUGAUCCAAAGAAAUCUCACUUCUUCCGAUUUAAUAGAGAAAUUAGUGAUGCCGUAAAAAGGGUCCUAGAUACAAAUGAUUUGACUGGGAUCCGAACAAAUAAGAGUUACGGAUCUCUUGUUGUUGGCGCUAGUGGAAACAAGAACCUCCCAUUUUUGGAUAAGGAUUGUCGUGGUGCUGGAGCGCUUCGAGAAUACUUUUUACAGAUGCAAUACAAAAAUCUUGGGUUGUUUUAUAUGAUGGAUAUAGAUGAUGAAGGGAUGUUAAAUAAUGUCUUCUGGGUAGACCCCCAUAGUAGAGCAGCUUACCAAUAUUUUGGUAAUGUGGUCACAUUCAACAUCACAUACCUAACAAAUCAAUAUGGGAUGCCAUUUGCAUCAUUUGUUGGUAUAAACCACCGUGAGCAGUUCAUUUUUUUGGGAGCAUGCUUGAUUUCCAGUGAGGACACCGAGACCGUUGCGUGGUUAUUUGAGACAUGGUUGCAAUGCAUGGAUAGUAUUGCUCCAAAAACUAUUAUCACUGAUCAGGAUAGAGCGAUGAAAAAUGCAAUCGCAAUUGUUUUCCUAAAAACCUGGCAUAGAUUUUGUCUUUGGCAUAAAUUGAAAAAAGUCUCCGAGAAGCUUGGCUCAUAUGGUUCCUACAAAACUGGGAUGAAAAAUAUAUUGAUGAAAUGUGUAUAUGACUCCCAAAGUGUUGAUGAGUUUGAGAAAUGUUGGGAUUAA